AUGGACGCCCAGAGUGUUGCGAACGUGCUCUAUGCGAUCGCAAAGGCGUCGGCAGACAGCACGCACACAGAAGCUCUGUUGCGCUUGCUGCCUGGCUUGGCAACCAGGAUCCCUUUUGUGACAUCACGCAUGAAGGCCCAAGAGGUUGCCAACGCGAUUUGGGCGGUAGCAAAGCUUGCCAUCAACGGCUCUGAGUCAGAAGUACUGUUGGGCUUGCUGCCAGCAUUGGCAGGCACCAUCCCAGAGGUGAUUUCAGAGAUGAAUGCACAAGCGGUUGCGAAUGUGAUUUGGGCCACUGGACAGCUUUCAGGUGAUGAAUCACGCAUGGUGGAUGAGUUGCAUGCCAUGCUUCCCAGCUUGGUUGCUCGAGCGGAGGUGUUGUUGCCUGCUGCAACACCGCAAGAGAUUGCAAACACUUGCUGGGGCCUGGCCCUGAGCCAUUACCAUGACGCGGGCUACCUUCAAGCCGUGAUCCAACGGGUUGCAGAAGAAGCUGGCCAGUGGAAGCCAAGAGGUGCUGAGAUGGACUUGCCGUCGCUGCUUUGCGCCCUUGCCAGGCUUGAGGCCAGUCAGCAUGAGGAUUUGCUGGGCGUUGUCGCCCAGAAGCUCUCACCCAUGCUUGCCGCCAUGAACAGUUGGGGUCUUUGUGCCCUGGCCUGGUCAUACCAAGAGCUGGACCUGAAUGAUGACCAUCUCGCCUUUCGCCAGACACUAGACGAGGAAUUAUCUCGGCGCGGCCUGUCCGAGCGGGAUGUGGACAGCAGCCGUUUGGGGCCUGAGAGAUGGCGCCGGGAUGGUAGGUAG
Effrenium voratum is the source of this 804-nucleotide messenger RNA. The record is from the annotation of a GenBank genome assembly. NCBI's taxonomy places the organism in Eukaryota, Dinophyceae, Suessiales, Symbiodiniaceae.